Peniophora sp. CBMAI 1063 is the source of this 918-nucleotide messenger RNA. Lineage: Eukaryota; Fungi; Basidiomycota; Agaricomycetes; Russulales; Peniophoraceae. The record is from the annotation of a GenBank genome assembly.
AUGGAUUUCCCCGGUGCAAGUGCUCUCGGAGGCGGCCAGCCCAAUGCCGCGGAGGUGACUGUGCCCGAUACCGGCGAGGUCAUUCACAUCUCCUCCCUCGCCCUCCUCAAGAUGUUGAAGCACGGUCGCGCGGGUGUGCCGAUGGAAGUCAUGGGCCUCAUGCUCGGCGAAUUCGUGGACGAGUACACGGUACAGGUGAUCGACGUAUUCGCCAUGCCCCAAUCGGGCACGACGGUCUCCGUAGAGUCUGUAGACUAUGUCUUCCAGACUAAGAUGGUCGAUAUGCUCAAGCAGACCGGUCGGCCAGAGAUGGUUGUCGGCUGGUACCACUCCCACCCUGGCUUUGGAUGCUGGUUGAGUAGCGUCGACAUCAACACCCAACAAUCCUUUGAGUCUCUCAACUCGCGCUCAGUAGCCGUCGUCGUCGACCCAAUCCAAUCCGUAAAAGGCAAAGUCGUCAUCGACGCCUUCCGCCUCAUCAACCCGCACACCGUCGUCGCCGGCACUGAGCCCCGCCAAACGACAUCCAACAUCGGCCACAUUCAAAAACCGUCCAUUCAGGCUCUGAUUCAUGGCUUGAACAGGCACUAUUACUCGCUCGCAGUCAACUACCGCAAGACGGAGCUGGAACAGGCUAUGCUUAUGAACUUGCAUAAGCGAAACUGGACCGAGGGGUUGAAGUUGAGGGAUUUCGAGGUGCAUAAGGGCGAUAACGAGAAGUCCGUCAAGGCAAUGCUCACCCUGUCCGAAGCGUACAACAAGUCCGUACAAGAAGAGAGCACGCUCAGUGCCGACCAGCUCAAGACGAGGCACGUCGGCAAGCAGGAUCCCAAGCGUCAUCUGGAGGAGGCUGUCGAAAAGGCAAUGGGUGACCAGGUUGUGCAGAACCUUGGUACCAUGUUGCUCGCGGAGCUAUAG